AAAGCGGAACGGCUCCAAAGAAGUAGUUUUGCGAGCCCGUUAAAGAGGCGAACAACACAUCAGCUGACAGAGGCCGCACAUUGUCUUGGCCGCCUCGCGUUUCUCCUCCUCACGCUCACCCCGGUGCUCGUGCGUCACAGACUUCCAAUCAUCUGGGAGGCAUCAAGAGUGGUGGUGGUGGUGAUGCUGGUGAGGGUGGCAGCAGCAUUGUGAGUGGCAGUGAGCAGUGGUUCUCGUCCCUGGCCCAUCAUCAUCAGCAGCAGCAGCAGCACUAACCAGCCAGCCAUGAAGGAGGAACACGAGGAGGAGCGGGAGGUGCUGCAGUCCAUCUACGAGGGAGACGAGAACUACUCCAUGAUCAAUGACUCAACCUUUCAGUAUAAGUAUGGCGAGGAGGGCCACAACAGGUCCUUCCUGGUGGAGAUCAGCUGGGGGCCUGAGUACCCUGACCAGACGCCCACCAUCACCCUCGACCUCUUCUACAACAAACACCUAUUGCCGUCAGUGAAAGAGAAGAUCACGGCAGAGCUACAGAAACAGGCGGAGGUCAACCUUGGUAUGAGCAUGACCUUCACUCUCUUUGAAUGGCUGAAGGAGGCCAAGGAUGAGCUUCUCGAGGCCCAGCCCGAGGAGGCGGCCCUUCCAGGCGUGUCUCAAGUGAUCGGUGAUGUGGGGAGGUUAUCGGUGGAUGAUGCGAGUGAGGGCAAGAAGGAGAAGAAAGAGCAGUUAACAAAGGCUCAGAAGCGGCGGCUGUGGGACCGCCAGAAUGCCGCCGGGGAGCGAGCGCGCGGCUACAACUGGGUGGACAUUGUCAAGCACCUCUCACAGACCGGCGGCUCCAAGAAUGACGGAUAGCACCAACCCUCAAGGUGGAAGCUCCUGCCAUCCUCAUCGACACUUGGCGUAAAUCAACAUGAAUGUCAUGAACAGAUAGGCACAAUUAAAAAUAGGCAUUUUUAUUUCAUCUUCACAAAAGUAUUUAACAAGGUUUACAUGCUCUUAACUUACUACUGCCAGACUAUAUCACCUGGUGCCUUGGUGUGUGUGUGUGUGUGUGUGCAUAUGACUUGAGUGACUGGUACAAGUGCAGGUUUGUCAUUGAAAGUCAAAAUUCUUAGUCAGUGGGAAGAGUGAGGUGACUCGCUUCAUUUUCCGUAUUAGUCUUUUGUCUUCCAGUGUAGGAAAGUAAGUUUUCAUUGUGCUUCUACAUUUCAUACAAUGCUAGCAUAGUUACAUCUUAUGUAGCCUUAAUAUAUAAAAUUGAACCUGGGUCCUCCAGGACACUGCACUCACAUGCUGACCACUCACCUAACACCUGUGUCUAUAUCUAUACAUAGCUGAGUGGCCAACUGCCAGCCUGCACCACAAACAGGCUGGGGCUGACCAACAUGUCCCACCAUGAAAGCCUACCGGCACUAUAGGCCAAAUGUAAUAUAUAUAUAUAUGGUGCAGUGGUUACCGUGCCUAACUAUAAAUCUCUGCCUGGGCAGUCAUAGUGCAGCCCACCUGCUGGUGUUCAUCUUCCCUUUCAGGCAGGUUGACCUGGGGAAGGUAAACUGUGAUAACCCAGAUGUUGCCCUGACCCUGUGUCCUGGGGUGAUGGGUUCUCUUCCACCACAGGCGCAAGGGUUAAUGGUGUGCAUCUGAGCACCAAGGUCACUUGCAGCUAUAGUGUUGGCUCCCAAUUGCCCUUACCUUCGUAUUUUUUUGAAAUAGUAAGGUAAAUGUAAGGUUGGGGGCGUGUGCUACAACUGUGCUUGGCCUCGGUACUGUCACAUUGGCCCUUGAGUCUGUGGUGGGUAAGAACCCAUCACUCCGGGACACACGGCCAGUGUGACAUCCAGGGUACCACAGUUUAUCUUCUCUGGGUUUCCCCAGGUACCUAUUUAUUAUAGCUGGGAGUUAUUGCUGAUAACAAAAUCGGGUUAUCGGUCAUCCGCUACCUAUUUAAAUAUAUAUCGGUAUCUUCGUUACUUUUGUAACCAAACUAGCGAUAAUUGCUACUUUUUUCCGCCUCAGAAAAAAAAAAACGUUGUCUCCUCCCAACUGCGCAUGUGUGGCCCGGGCGCCCAGUGUUGUAUGAAAAAAACUGGGGGUAUGAAAUAUCUUCAGUGAAGAUAUUUCAUACUUAGAUCAUCAACAUUAAAACAUUAGGUUAUUUUUUUUUAUGAUUAUUCACUGCCUCAAAUUUGAUAUUCCAUAUUCGUUUGUGAGCAUGCCAUGGUGAUGAAGGUCUAUCUCCUAUAUUUGUGUCUCUAGUUAACGAAGAUUGGUUAUCACCGAUAAGGUUUUCCAUCAUCAGUUGUCGGUUAUCGGGAAUAAGAUUUUCUGUUAUCGUGCCCAGCUAUGCUAUUUAUCAACCAGCCCAAAAGGAAUCAUGAACAGCGGGGUAAACUGCAUGGACUGCCCACGCCGGGAUUAAAACCAAGGCUUGUGGUCAUAGCUUGGCACACUGACCACUGCACCACAGCUGUCACUGGACUUGACUGAAAUGAAGGUCGGGAUACACCAUUUUUAGGAUUUUUCUCAAAAUAACAGUAAUGAAGCCUACACGGGUGUGGCCUGAUGCUGUGUGUGUGUAUGUGUGUGUGUGUGUGUGUAUUGCACAUUUGUGUAUAUACAAUGCAAAGUCUAACAGAUUGUUCCUGUAAAUUACUGUUCUGUGUACAUGGCAGUUUCUUAUCAGUUCCCCUCGGUGCAUCCCUGCAAGGCACAGCCAGAAACGAUGUAUUUAUCUCAGUCACCCGCCGCUGUAGCCCUGAAUCUCAAAGCGGUUGAUUCUGGCCGAGUGAUGCACACAGACAAUAAUGACAUACACCACCAUCAACAUGUACUACAUAGAUUUUAGGUUGACUGAACUCUGCAAUAUUUUUUAUUUUUUUUGUCUUUAUAUAUAUGUGAUGCCAUUAGAUAGAAAUAUUUAUACCUCUUAGCAAUAAAAGGUAUUGUAUCCCAAAACCCUGACUAAUGCCACAAGUCUCCCAUGAAUAAAAAAAAAUCACAUGUUUUCUGCAACUUAGAGAAA
Eriocheir sinensis (Chinese mitten crab) is the source of this 3025-nucleotide messenger RNA. RefSeq names its product RWD domain-containing protein 4-like. Gene Ontology annotation, molecular function: protein binding. NCBI's taxonomy places the organism in Eukaryota, Metazoa, Arthropoda, Malacostraca, Decapoda, Varunidae. The coding region runs from base 286 to 855 and encodes 189 amino acids. The record is from RefSeq and is a predicted model, not a curated record. The transcript is spliced from 5 exons.